CGCGGAAUCAGUGAGGAAUUAGCCUUGAUUGUGUGUGGUGAUCUUAGCGUUCAGUCUAGCUAUUGGGAUAUUUAAUGCUUGAUUUAUAGUGUAUAUUUGGAAAAAAUCAUGUCAUUCGAACUGCCACCAGAUGCACCUGCCCCAAGAUUGUGCCAUUUAAUUAAAUGGGUGGAUUUUGAUGGAUACGGCUUUAAUUUACAUGCCGAGAAAUCGAGAACUGGGCAAUUUAUCGGUAAAGUUGAUGAAGAAAGCCCAGCUCAACAUGCUGGUCUCAAAGAAGGGGAUCGAAUUAUCGAAGUAAACGGAGUAAAUAUUGCCAACGAAAACCACAGGCAAGUUGUUGAAAGGAUAAAAUCAAUUCCAAAUGAAACGAAGUUGCUUGUCGUCGAUGAAGAAGCUGACAGGUGGUAUAAAGAAAGGAAAAUAGUUGUGAAAAGUAUCCAGAAUAAUGUGCAGAUAAUGAAAACGCCUGUGCCGCGUCCUUCCAAGGAGCCUCCUUGUUAUGAAAAUAUAGCCCCGUCAACAAACGGCGUAGAAAAAAAAUCUGUCGGGAAUGGCGUUCAUGAUGUCAAACAUUCGCCCCCAAGCUCUUCUAAACAUGAAAACAAACAGAACGGCAAAGUUUCUCACGAAUCAAACGGACCGGUCGAAGAACCCCAUGUCCGAGAAGUCGAGGAGAAGUCUAGCCCAAAAAUUAUCAAAGGAAAACCUCUUGAUAGUCCUGUACAAAAAGCCAAAGAGGAGGUUGAUUCCCGCAGUUCCACCCCCAUGGAUGGCAACACAUCCAUCCCCGAUUCACCACACUCCACUAAAAGCUCUCGCAGCACCAACAGUGUUGGUGGUGGCAGCAACCAGAACGGGCAGCUGCCCUCUACUUUGGAGGACGGAAUGUUGAACCUCAACAUGAGCGCCUCAGAGAUGCGCCAAAUGCUUGCCAACCGAAGGAAGAAGGACCCCAAAAAAGAACCCAUGGAUAUCAGGCAGAAAUAUGAAAUCAUCCAACAGAUGUGAAGGAAUAUCGUCGAUUUUAAUAAUUGGUUCAUUAAAUUGUUAUUGAAUCUUGGAAGAUUUUUGUUGAGGAAUUACAACCAAAUGUUGAAUUUUUCUUCAAUUCUGCUGCUAUAAGUUCGUUGCGUCAACUUUUUUUUUUUACAUAAUCGAAUUCCUAGCCAUCAAAACCGUUGAACUGAAAAUUGUUGAGUUGUAGAAUCAAGUUCAAUUUGCUUUUCUAUUUGUCCCAUUUAAAAUUUUUGACGCUACAUUCAAGUCCCCCCCCCCCCUCCUAUGGUGAUGGCAGUAAAAGUUCUCUUUUCAAUUCCUAAACAUUUUUGUGCAUAUGUACAGUGCCAUUCACUGAAAAUAGGAUGCAGCAAAAAAAAACUACGACAGCGUUAAAUUCUUAUUAUUGUAUUUGUGCGUUUUUUGGGGAAGGGUUUCUUUUGUCUUUUAACAAUUUUCUUUCUGUGUUUCACCUUGUUGUAUACUUAAAUGUCUUCUCUUUUUUUUUUGUUUCAGAAAAAUAGGUUUCAAUUACAACGAUUAUAUUUGUUUUGUAAAUUUAUUUUGUCAUGUUGAUCAUUCUGUCAAGUUUCUUCUUAAAUAUGAUUUUGACGCAGUUGGAAUUCUCGUAACCGCGUAGAAUAUUUAUCUUUGUUGUAAAAAUGUUUGUAUUGAUAAAGUUGAUUGUAUAUUGUACCAACGGUGCCUUAAAACAUUUGUAUUGAAAAGCUUGUUUUUUCAUGUUCUUGUAUUGUUCCUAAUUACAUGGUUCAGUCAUUUUGUGCAACAUUUAAAUUUUGUUUCGGAUAUUUCCCACGGCACGCAAUUUCUUUUGCUGACUUACCUGUUUAUUAAUAGUUAAUAUGUAAUACAAGCGAAAAAAAAAACAUAAUGAUAGCUUCAUGUUCAAUAUGGUGUUGAGAUUUGAAAUUUCACUCUUAUGCUUAAGUAAUCUUCCUCGUGUAAUUCAUUAUUAUUUUAAAAAUUUUCUUUUUGUUUAAAAUUAUUAAUCAAAUGGAUAUUUUUAUUAAUGUAUUCCCUGUACGAGCUUCUAAUAAGCAAAGGAGAGGUGUAGGAUCAAUCUCUAUCCCCUCCUAAUUAAAUGUAACUCCUCAAGUUACACUUUUCAAACUAUAUGUGGUAUUUUCUAAUUAAUAACAAUGAUAAACUGAAAAAUAUUUGAAAAAUCUAUGAACAGUAAGUAUUAUAUGCAGUGAAGUAUAUAAUACUUAUUUGUAUACAAUACUUAAUACAUUCUAUAACAUUAAGAAUUGACUGUUAAUUAGCUAAUCUUAAUCCUCAAAAUUAAAACUGGUCUCGCUCUUUUGAAUAAAAACUGAUUAUUUUAAUGCACUUAAAAAUUGUUAGAUGGGAUUGUGCUGGUAAAAAGGCACUAAAAAAGCAUCGCCGAAACUAAAACAUAACGGUUUCUUUUUGUGGCUGUUUAGCCCAUCUUCAGACUGAAAUCGAUUCAAAUUUUUUUUUUUUUUUUUUUUUUUUUUUCCAAUUUUACCUUUAUAUUCCACUUUUUAGUGAGAAAAAAAUAACUGCUUCUAAAUAAUUAAAUACGUCGAACAAUUUCUAAGAGGGAUUUGUAAAUAUAAAUUUAAUUCAUUUUUGAUUUUUAAAGAUAUUUAGAUAAUAUUGCUUUGCAAUUUUGCAGCAUACUAUUUCCUGUUCAAGUUUUUAACCCUUGCACAUAUCAAAAUGUUAUUCUCUUGUUAAAACUGUCCAGUUCAAUCACAUUUAGUGCCUUAAUUUCAAAGCACACACUCUGAAACUUUCCUAUUAGUUUCUUGCUCUUAAUAAUCUGUUGGUAAAUCACUUAAGUUUAAUUAAAGUUGAAGUUUUGAAUUGACAUUUGACUCGUGGUUACGAUAAAAAGUAGUAUGCAUUCAAUAGUAUGAAAAGAGGUACUCAUUGAUGAGCAGUAUUUCGUUGAAUAUAGCUUCGAAUUGAAUAUAGCUUUCCUUGAAUUUUUUUUUUUUUUUUUUUGUAAUCGUCUGUGAACUCCAGGUUAAUAUUAAUGAUCUUUGUUCAGUGAUAAGACAACAGUAGCUAGUAUAAUGAGUUGAAUUUGAAUGAAAGAAUUCUUCUAUUUAGACAGAUUUACUUCCAUCCCCAAAAAAUUCUGCCUCAAACAAAUGAAUAGUUCAACCUUUUAGUCGAUACUGAUCUUGCAAUAACUCAUUUUGUUAGUUUUUUGUUUCUGUAAUCAAAACUAAUAGGAAAGUGUUCUUGUGUAUUGAUAUCAUAUGAGCAAUUGAAAUACAUGUUUUUGUUUUUUUUAAUUUAAUUUGGAGACGCUCUAUUCUAUUGUACAUUUUUCAUGCAAAUAGAAAUGCUUUAUGUAUACACUGUGGAGAAAGCGUUUACGCUUUUGCAAAUUUGGGUCCAAACAAGUUUUGUAUUUUGUGUUAUUGGAGAAAGUUCUUUUGUAUGGCGCCUUACCGCUGUACUGCUUUUGAAUGUUAAAUAAAAUUGUAUUUGCAUAAAA
Molecule: messenger RNA, 3496 nt
Organism: Uloborus diversus
Lineage: Eukaryota; Metazoa; Arthropoda; Arachnida; Araneae; Uloboridae
Product: Na(+)/H(+) exchange regulatory cofactor NHE-RF2-like
Exons: 3
Coding region: 109-1011 (300 amino acids)
Biological process (GO): protein localization to plasma membrane
Cellular component (GO): apical plasma membrane
Molecular function (GO): protein binding; protein-membrane adaptor activity
Source: RefSeq, a predicted model, not a curated record